Dama dama (fallow deer) is the source of this 2786-nucleotide messenger RNA. RefSeq names its product PWWP domain-containing protein 2A-like. The coding region runs from base 1 to 2352 and encodes 783 amino acids. The transcript has 3 exons. The record is from RefSeq and is a predicted model, not a curated record. Gene Ontology annotation, molecular function: chromatin binding; histone binding. Gene Ontology annotation, cellular component: nucleus. Lineage: Eukaryota; Metazoa; Chordata; Mammalia; Artiodactyla; Cervidae.
AUGGUGAUGUUUCCACUCAGGAUAAUCAGAUACAGGCACAGAAAAACAGCAAAGAGGAUGAACUGGAUUUCUCCAAGCAACCAAAUAGUUGAAAAUAUAAGGCACCGGGCGGCAGCGACUGCGGCGUCCCCCGGGGAGGGGGGCGCCGGCGAGGCCGAGCCGGAGAUGGAGCCCAUCCCCGGCAGCGAGGCCGGCACUGACCCCCUCCCGGUCACGGCCACUGAAGCAUCUGUGCUGGACGGCGAGGCUGACGGGCAGCAGUCCUCUCCUCAGGCCGACGAACCGCCGCUCCCGCCGCCGCCACCGCCGCCGGGGGAGCUCGCCCGCAGCCCGGAGGCGGCGGGGCUGGAGCUGGAGCCUGAGGAGAAGCUGCCCGUUCGAGUAGUGGAGCCGGCGGCAGCCGCGCCUCAGGAAGGGCCCAGCUUGCCACCUUCUCCUGCACCGCCGCCGGAGGAGCCCCCGGCUCCCGAGGAGCGCCAGGAACCGCCGCUGCCCCAGCCAGCAGCCCCGGCUCUCGUGCCGCCGGCAGGCGGGGACUCCGCGGUGUCGCAACUGAUCCCCGGCUCGGAGGUGCGGGUCACGCUGGACCACAUCAUUGAGGACGCGCUUGUCGUGUCGUUCCGCCUCGGGGAGAAGCUCUUCUCCGGGGUCCUCAUGGAUUUGUCCAAAAGGUUUGGGCCCCAUGGGAUCCCUGUGACAGUGUUUCCCAAAAGGGAAUAUAAGGAUAAACCCAAAGCCAUGGAGCUCCAAAGUAAUACAUUCCAAGAAGGGACAGAAGUCAAGCGUGAAGUGAAUGGUGCUGUUCUCAACGACCCUUCUCCUGUCCCACCUCCUGAGCUCAGCUUGGCCGAAAGCCUGUGGACUUCCAAACCACCACCUCUCUUCCAUGAAGGAGCACCUUAUCCUCCCCCUUUGUUUAUCAGGGACACAUAUAACCAAUCAAUACCUCAGCCACCUCCCCGGAAAAUUAAGCGACCCAAACGAAAAAUGUACAGGGAAGAACCUACUUCAAUAAUGAAUGCUAUUAAACUACGACCCAGGCAAGUUUUGUGUGACAAGUGUAAAAACAGUGUUGUUGCUGAAAAAAAAGAAAUUAGAAAAGGUGGUAGUGCAAGUGACUCUUCUAAAUAUGAAGAUAAAAAACGGAGAAAUGAAAGUGUAACUACUGUGAAUAAAAAACUGAAAACUGACCAUAAAGUGGAUGGGAGAAACCAAAAUGAAAGCCAGAAAAGAAAUGCUGUGGUUAAGGUUUCAAAUAUUACUCACAGCAGAGGCAGAGUAGUCAAAGUUUCUGCUCAGGCAAAUACAUCAAAAGCUCAGUUAAAUACUAAAAAAGUGCUCCAGAAUAAAAACAUGGAUCAUGCAAAAGCUCGGGAAGUGCUGAAAAUUGCCAAAGAAAAGGCACAGAAGAAGCAGAGUGAAACCUCUACAUCCAGAAGUGCGCAUUCAAAGGUCCAUUUCACACGUCGAUACCAGAACCCUAGCUCAGGCUCUCUUCCACCCCGGGUUCGUUUAAAGCCCCAGAGAUACAGGAAUGAAGAAAAUGACUCUUCUCUGAAGACCGGGCUGGAGAAAAUGCGAAGCAGCAAGAUGGCACCCAAGCCCCAGUCCCGUUGCACCUCUACCCGCUCAGCAGGUGAGGCCCCUUCAGAAAGUCAGAGUCCCUCCAAAGGCCCUGAAGAGGCCAGCAGUGGGGUUCAGGACACAACUGAAGUGCUUGUGCCUGGUGAGCAGGAGGAACCGCAGACCCUGGGCAGAAAGGGCAGCAAAAGCAGUAUCUCUGUUUACAUGACCCUAAAUCAAAAGAAAUCUGACUCUUCCAGUGCUUCAGUGUGUAGCAUUGAUAGCACAGAUGAUUUGAAAUCCUCCAACUCUGAGUGUAGUUCUUCUGAAAGUUUUGAUUUUCCUCCAGGCUGUAUGCAUGCACCUUCCACCUCCACUUCCUCCUCUUCAAAGGAAGAGAAAAAGCUCAGUAAUUCCUUGAAAAUGAAAGUCUUUUCCAAAAACGUCUCUAAGUGCAUCACACCAGAUGGCAGGACCAUAUGUGUAGGGGACAUUGUCUGGGCCAAGAUAUAUGGCUUCCCCUGGUGGCCAGCCCGUAUUCUUACCAUAACUGUGAGCCGGAAAGAUAGCGGUCUUUUAGUCCGACAGGAGGCCCGUAUUUCAUGGUUUGGGUCUCCAACAACAUCUUUUCUGGCUCUUUCGCAACUCUCCCCCUUUUUAGAAAACUUCCAGUCACGCUUUAAUAAGAAGAGAAAGGGCCUGUAUCGCAAGGCUAUCACAGAGGCAGCUAAGGCUGCCAAGCAGCUGACCCCUGAAGUGCGGGCUCUGCUGACACAGUUUGAAACGUGAACAUGGACAGUAAGGUAGGCAAGAACCUUUGGGAGGCGCCCAGGUUUUCUAGUCUAGUGAGGGGGUAACUUCUACAAGACAGCUUGGCCAAACCCGAGAGAGACUGCACUCAGCUGGCUGCUUUUUUAUACUUAACCUUAUAGCCAUUUUUAGACAGAAGCUUAAACUGAACAAGCAAUCAAAUUUUGUCUUUAGGAAAGGAGAUUUUAGCAGUAUUUUUCAGUUUUGAAGUCUAAAACCAUCCCAGGCAUUGGAGCCAUAGCCUGAACUGAAAAUGAAUUUUUGCAGGGACUGUUAAUUGCCAUUUGUACCUAGUACUGUGUGUAUGUGUAUAUGUAUACACACACGUACGUGUAUGUGUGUACAUAGAUGCAUACAUAUAUAAAAUAUUGCCUGUCACUGUGUGACACAGGUUGCAUAUCUGGAAUCUUAAG